Daphnia magna is the source of this 1657-nucleotide messenger RNA. Its product is annotated as carbonic anhydrase. Gene Ontology annotation, molecular function: carbonate dehydratase activity; zinc ion binding. The record is from RefSeq and is a predicted model, not a curated record. The transcript is spliced from 7 exons. NCBI's taxonomy places the organism in Eukaryota, Metazoa, Arthropoda, Branchiopoda, Diplostraca, Daphniidae. The coding region runs from base 312 to 1370 and encodes 352 amino acids. Gene Ontology annotation, cellular component: plasma membrane.
UCAUUCCAUAUUCCAAAUACCAACUACUUCAUGAGAAUGACGCUCAAUAAUUCCAUUGUUCGUGGCGAAACGCCAAAGCAUUUCGGGGUUUCCCCCUUUCACUGGAAACAACCAGUUUCCAAGGAUUCCCGAUUCCAGGAAACCCCGAGAUCCUAUAGCGUUUCCUGGUGGGAUGCUGACCUUGGAUGUGGAAUAGACCAUAGUUGAUCUCUGUUGCAGUAUAAAAACAAACGAACCGACCGAAUUACUAGAACAGUUCCAUCAACGACCACGCCGACGAUUGUUGUAACCAACAAUUCAAAUAUAAGUGAAUGAUUUUCCUUUGUAAGCUCUUGUUGGCGAUGGGCUUUUCGGCUGUAAGUGCCAUGCCGAAGGCAGCGGAGACCAUCCCUUCUAAUGAUAGAGAGCUACAAGGAUCAAUCGUAUUAAAUGACGGAGGCCAACGUCAAUCGUCUACCAAUAUCACUAUGAUCAGAGACAACCAAAGUUCCCAUUCUAUGGCCGGUUUUCAAAAAAACGAAAGUGGUGUUCCGGAAAACUCCCUUUUCGAAGGAUACGGUGGGCUUUUCGAAGGAUUCGGUGGGAUCACCAAACUACCAAGCCAAUCACCCAUCGAUAUCAUUACUGACGAAGCCAUCGACGCAGAUUAUGCUUCUUUUCAUUUCGGAAAUUACGAAAAGAUUUUUCCUCAGAGCUUAAAGAACACUGGAGAGACCGUCAAGUUGAAAAUUGAGACGGAAGAUUUGGAUAAAGAUAAUCUCCCUUUCAUUUCUGGUGGAGGCCUGUCCGGCCGUUACAAAUUCGAACAACUUCAUUUCCAUUGGGGUGAAGGCUCGCGGGGUAGUGAGCACAGAAUUGAUGGCAAACAAUAUGCUGCCGAAUUGCACAUCGUUCACUACAAUUCUAAAUACGAAAAUUUUAUAGAAGCUUCUGGCGAAAAGGGUGGAUUGGUGGUUCUAGCCAUCUUAAUUAAGUUGCAAGCGAGAGACAACAAAGUUUUUCGUCAUCUUCAACAAUUUGAAGCAAUAAUUGAUCCUACUGAGAACGAUAGCGAUAAAUUAGAUGUUCCUUUCCCACUGGAUGAUCUUCUUCCCGAUAGUACUGAAAGCUUCUUCCGUUACAAUGGAUCGUUGACCACACCAGUGUUUACUGAAGGCGUCAUCUGGACAGUUUUUGAUACUCCAAUUGCCAUUUCGAAAGGCCAGUUGGCAAAAUUUAGAUUACUUCUGGAUAUGCAAGGAAACCGGAUAAAAGAAAAUGCACGGGAUGUUCAGGAUGUGAAUGAUAGAGAGAUAUUCUAUCGUGCGGAGCAAAAUGCAGAUGACAACGACUUACCAGAUGACGACGAGCGACUAAGUCGUGAUCCCUAGUGACAAGUGAUCUGGGUUUUGAAGGAAGAGUUCAAAACUGCUCCUCAUUUUCGAAUUGCGUUCUCAGAAUCAAAGGAACUAGGAAGUUAAAGAAUCUGCUUCAUAGAAAAAUUCAUGUGUACCUAUUUUGUGACAUUUUCAUCACACGUUUCCCUUCUCUAGUUUUUCUAACAAACUAUGGAAGAUUCUCAUGAAGCGUUUUUGUACGGCUGCGUAGCGUAAGAACGUAUUCUCACAGAUAAAAAUGUUCACAAGUAAAAUUCCACUAAUAAAAUUGAUCAUUGGCA